AUGGCCAUCAGAGCACUGUGGCCUCCCAAGGCUGCGUUUCCUGCCUCCUCGUAUUUACAAAGACAAACACCCCGCACCACACCGCACCACCCCGCACCACACCACACCACCCCGCACCACCCUGCACCACACCGCACCACCCCGCACCACACCACACCACCCCGCACCACCCUGCACCACACCACCCCGCACCACACCGCACCACCCUGCACCACACCACCCCGCACCACCCCGCACCUACCCGCACCACACCGCACAGAGCAGCGCAGCGCAACACAGCACCCCAGAGAGGGGCCACGUCUGGUGCAGAAUCGGCCCUGUUCCGGCCCCGAGUCUCUCACACACAACAGGGCCAGAGCUGCCCCAGAUUUGCACUAG
Alosa alosa (allis shad) is the source of this 378-nucleotide messenger RNA. RefSeq names its product protein TRACHEARY ELEMENT DIFFERENTIATION-RELATED 7A-like. The transcript has 2 exons. The coding region runs from base 1 to 378 and encodes 125 amino acids. The record is from RefSeq and is a predicted model, not a curated record. NCBI's taxonomy places the organism in Eukaryota, Metazoa, Chordata, Actinopteri, Clupeiformes, Clupeidae.